Messenger RNA from Gadus chalcogrammus (walleye pollock), 756 nucleotides. Its product is annotated as mRNA decay activator protein ZFP36L1. The record is from RefSeq and is a predicted model, not a curated record. The transcript has 2 exons. Gene Ontology annotation, molecular function: mRNA binding; metal ion binding. Lineage: Eukaryota; Metazoa; Chordata; Actinopteri; Gadiformes; Gadidae. Bases 1 to 756 code for a protein of 251 amino acids.
AUGCAACAUAGGUGCCAGUUCGCCCACGGCGAGGAGGAGGUGCGGGGGCUGCACCGCCACCCCCGCUACAAGACGGAGCCCUGCCGCACCUUCCACACGGCGGGCUUCUGCCCCUACGGCGCCCGCUGCCACUUCAUCCACAACGCCGACGAGAUGCAGGACGCCUCCUCCUCCUGCUCCUCCUGCUCCCCCGGCCCCGCCCCGCCUCACCGGCCCCGCCCUCCUCUGCUCCGCCACAGCUUCAGCUUCGCCGGCUUCUCCUCCUCCUCCUCCUCCUCCUCCUCCUCCUCCUCCGGUGCCGUUCCUCAGACCCUGGGGUCCGCCUUCCAGCCCGCCCCCUCCUCGCUCCUCUUCUCCCGCGCCGCCUCCGUCUCCCCUCCCCCGUCCUCCACCUCCUCCUUCGGCAGUCCGGAGCUCCUCUCUCCUCUGUUCCCGGAGCCGGGGCCCCGGUCGCUCUGCUCCUACCCCUUCUCCGGCUCCUCCCCCUUCUCCGGCUCCUCCCUCCUGGCGGCGGACGUCGCGGACUCCGCCCUCCGCUUCUACGCCCUCAGCGAUGCCGUCGCCAAGUGCCAGGCCGCCGUCUCCUCCGCCUCGUCCUUCGCCGCCGCGGGGCUGCAGCGCUGCGCCUCGGCCGACUCCCUCUCCGAGGAGGGGUACACCUCCUCCUGCUCCCUGAGCUCCGGGGGCUCUGACUCCCCUUGCUUCGAGGGCCGGCGCCUCCCCAUCUUCAGCCGCCUGUCGGUGACCGACGAGUAG